This is a messenger RNA of Colletotrichum truncatum, 225 nucleotides long. The record is from RefSeq and is a predicted model, not a curated record. NCBI's taxonomy places the organism in Eukaryota, Fungi, Ascomycota, Sordariomycetes, Glomerellales, Glomerellaceae.
CAGGUCGGAGCUUCUGGCACCUACCGGAAGGACAGCGGGAUAGAUGAGAUCCUAGUUAACGACAGGCAGACUGAAGAACGUAGUAUCCCUUGGGGUGAGAUGCAUUAUAUCCCCACUAUCGAUCGGAAGAUUAACCAGUUCACCUGGAAGGAUGACGCCCUUGUAUACUUAUUAACAACAGUUUUCCGACAGGGCCGGGAUGUUAUCCACAGCCAGAACACGUAG